GAGCUCACGAGGAGAGAAGAAAAAAUUUCGGUUUCAUAUGGGGAUAACGAGAGAGAAAUCCCACCUUAAAAACGCGAGAAGACAUAUAAAUGAGACUCUCACUUAUUCGACGGAGGUUUAGUGUUUUACUGAAAGAAGAUGAAAUUAGCUUUAAUAGUAUUAGCUGCUUGUGCAGCUGCAGUAGCCACUCCUGCCAUCAACCAAAUCAGGCCGGUUUCCAACAGACCAGGUCGCUUCUUGUCCUUGCCAAAUCCGCAGAAAUGCGCAAACAGACCGAAACAGUUUUUUUUCCGAGGACACAAUUACUUCUUCACCGGUCAUGUCCCUGAAUUAGCCAACAGAAAAUUCGACUGGUUAGAUGGAAGGAACAUUUGCAGGGAGUACUGCAUGGACUUGGUCUCGCUAGAGACGCAAGAAGAAAACAACAUGAUCUUCAGACUUAUUCAACAAAACGAUGUCCCUUACAUUUGGACCUCCGGCAGACUGUGCGACUUCAAGGGCUGCGAGAACCGCGCCGACUUGGAACCCAAGAACAUCUACGGAUGGUUCUGGUCCGCGAACCGCGAAAAGAUGGCGCCUACCAACCAGGUGCCCAACGGCUGGGGCUACAACCCAUGGUCCUCCACUGGUCACAAAAAACAACGCCAACCCGACAAUGCGGAAUUCGACAUCAAUGGCACCAGCGAGUCGUGUCUUUCCAUCUUGAACAACGUCUACAAUGACGGUAUCGCCUGGCAUGACGUUGCCUGCUAUCAUGAGAAGCCCGUCGUCUGCGAGGACUCUGAGGAGUUACUAAAUUAUGUAGCUGCCACGAAUCGCGGCCUUCGUUUGUAAAUUAUUCUAAUUUAAGUGCAUUUUUCAUUUAUUUAACAUCUUAGUGUUAAUUUUAUCCCGAUCAUGAUGUAAAAAUGAUAAAUUUGAGUAUUUAUUUUUGAUAAACACAAUGUAACCGAUCUUGUGGAGUACCUACAAAAUAAAUUAUGUUUUAAUA
Messenger RNA from Tribolium castaneum (red flour beetle), 991 nucleotides. It is a transcript of the gene slf, whose product is annotated as schlaff. The transcript has 4 exons. NCBI's taxonomy places the organism in Eukaryota, Metazoa, Arthropoda, Insecta, Coleoptera, Tenebrionidae. The coding region runs from base 139 to 834 and encodes 231 amino acids. The record is from RefSeq and is a predicted model, not a curated record.